Molecule: messenger RNA, 3522 nt
Organism: Oldenlandia corymbosa var. corymbosa
Lineage: Eukaryota; Viridiplantae; Streptophyta; Magnoliopsida; Gentianales; Rubiaceae
Source: the annotation of a GenBank genome assembly
CUGAACUUCGAUUCAUCUACUGCGCUUUGAUUUUUCAUUUUUCUGUUCAAAGAACUCGAUUUUGUUGCUGGAGUUUACUUGUGUUUACUUACUGCUGUUGGGAUUCUUAACCAUGCGUUUCUGUGUUAAUGUGUUCUCUGCGAUUUUUACCCCCCUUUUUGAAAUUAGGAUGUUUUCUGCUUUCCAAGUUAGGGUUUUUCUUUGAUGAAUGUAGAAAGUUGGGAACUUUUUUUGCUGGGUUGGAAAAUUGAAUUUGUUGGGUUGGAGGGAAAGUGGUUAAGAAUUAAAAUAAAUGGGCCUUUUCGGGAAUAUUUUUGUUUUUAUUUUGGGUGUUUUUUUAAUUUUAUUUUGUUGUUAUUAUUGGAAAUUUUAAUUUCUGGGUUGGAGGGAAAGUAGCGGCAACUGGCAAAUGUUAGAAAAAUGAAAUUUUUAUUUAAGAUAAUCAAGUCUCUAAAAUUCUUACUAAUGAACCCUCUGUUUUUAUGCUGCAUGCAGUACUUGACAUUUUGGGAAAAGAAAUUUUCACUCUGUUAUUGUAUGCUUCUUCCUGUACUCAUUUUCCCCUUUUUUUUUGGUUUCUAAAGCAUCUGUAUUUUCUAUUGGGGUUUGGGUUUUGGUCUUUGAAAUAUGGUUUCUGGCGUAAUUUUUGCUUCUGGCUUUCUUACUGUUUCUUUGCAUGAAUGUUUGGUUCUCUCUCUUUGCAUGAUAUAUUGGAAGAUUAUUUCUCUCUUGUUGAUCUUUGUUGAGUACGCUACUUUUGGAUGUAACAAAUGGAUAAUGAAAACCUGAAAACAUAAUGGGAAAAAGCAAGAUCAGCUCGGGGUGUAGGAAGUAAUGAAGUAAGUCUCUGAGCGAUUCUGCUUAUUGCCUAGAUGAUGACUGGUUAAGUAAUUUUAGUUUUUCAUGCUUAGGGAGAUAACUUUUUAACUUCACAAUGAUCUCUCUUUAGUUUGUGCUUAUUUUAGAACUACUCAUGCUUAUUCAUCACCGUAAAGUGGAUCGCAGUAGUAUUCUGAGUAAUUACCGUAGCUGAGUUACUUUUUUACUUUUGAGAUCAAUCUGGUUUUAUUUUUCUUUUUCUUUUUUUUUUUUUUACGAGAGAGGGUUGAAGUUGACUGAGAAAACUGUGCUAUAUCUUGCUACAUAGCUGAAUGUUUCUAACUUUGAUGAAGUGAUUAGAUUUGUGCUAGUCAUCGUUCUUAGCAUUCUGCUGAGCAAAUAUUCCCCUUCUUUUUGUUUUGAUGCCUUGUUGGUUGAAUACAUCAUUGAACAAAAAAGAAGAGGUGAAGCCUUGUCCACGAAAAACUUAUGUCGUAUAAAGGAUGCUGAUGUAUGACCUUGAGAAUGUUAUUCUUUUCGGUGAAUGUUCAACAGUUGGCCUUUUGUCAACAGGGGCCAGACGUGGGUUUUGCAGCGCAGGAAGAGAGUGAUAUUCAUGUGAAAAAUGAGCUUAGCAAUCCAAACAGAGAGUUCUAAUGCAUCACAAGUACUACCCGCAAAGAGGAGAAGGGGUCGCCCUAGGAAGGAUCGAAGCCUUAAUCAGAUGGGAGUUGCUCCUGUGCCACCAGGUUUUGAAAGAUUAAUUGGGAGCAGAUCCCGCCAAUCUGAUACAAUCGAUAACAAAGAUGGUAUGGUUGGUCAGGAAGUUACAGGGGUUAUUGAGGCCUCAUUUGAUGCUGGAUACUUGCUGGCUGUUCGGGUUGGCAACUCUCGUACCAUUCUGAGGGGGGUAGUUUUCAAGCCAGGAGACUAUACUCCAGUUACAUCGCAUAAUGAUGUGGCUCCUGGGGCUCAGAUGAUUAACAGAGCUGCAGUUAAUCUGCCGUUACAUAACCAGACGCAAACCAACUUAUCAUCAAUAGACAGAAACGGCCUUUAUCAAGCAUCUCCUCAAUCAGCAAGUACCGUCAUCUCAAAAGGAAAAAGUGUAUCUCUGACAGCAGGCCCUAUAAUUACUCAAGUAGGUGCCAGAGGCAACGUUGUUCCUGUAGUACUGCAGCCUCUGGGUCCCUCUAAUGGUGCACCACCUGUAAAUCCAGUUAAUAUGGAUGCAUCUGCUUCCGAUGGCAAAGAUGUGGUUGCUGCAGAACCCUUAGCUAUGUUCAUACCACCUGCUGCAUCAGCAUCUGCUAGGCAGUUUCAGGUCACCACAAAUCAACCGGUGCCUAUUCAAGUUCAAGUGCAAGCCGGCAAUCAAUUUCCUGCAGGAGGUGCUCCAAUUCAUACUGAUUCUUAUAACUCUAAGAAUAACGAGGUUCCAUCUGUUAUGAAAGAAGUGGCAGAAUCUCAGGAAGUGAACCCGUCUGCCCCUUCAUUGGAAGAACAAGUAACAGCAUCCCAAGGCUCUUCCGAAUCUUCAGAAAUGAAUCUUGAUGAUGAUGAUGAAGAAGAUUCAUCUGCUGGGACGUCAAAUACCGAGUCAGACCGAGAAGUUUCUUACAUUAAUUCUUCCUCUGUUCCCAAUCUCAGUACUAAUCAUACAACUGGCCGUAUGACUGAGCUCUUACAGGCUUUGCAGGAAACUUAUGAGAAUCAGAAGUCGCGUCCUGUUCCCUUUACCAAUUCUGGAGCUGAUGCUCAAGAAAAGGAGAACUCUGAAAUAAAUCCAGAAAAUGAGAGAAUAGAUGGAUAAGUGUUCUGCUGGGAGCCUCUGGAGAUCGCCAUUCUUCUUGUAAGCUUUCAAAUGGUUGAUGGGUUUUUCUACUCCGGUGCUUUUAGAUGGAUGUGUCCUGAAAUGCAAACCCCCCUACAGAUGAAGGACCAUGUUUAUUCAGUUUCAUGAACAGUGACCAGCUGCUGUAUGUUGAUAAUCGGAAAGUUUUUAAGUUCAAAUGAAGGUUGCUUAGGCUUGUAGUGUAAACUUUAGAUUAUGACCUCAGCUUUGCUGAACCCAUUAUUCAUGCACAACUAGAAAGUCUUUUGCUCCUUUAUUCGACGUGUUUGUUCAAUUUCUUCUCAUUAGCUUCAUUCCAAAUGUUGUUACUCUUGCUUUGUUGACAAUGAUCCAACAUGAGCAAAGUUCCCACCAUUUGGGUUCUUGUGGUUUAACUAUUAUAUCCAGUUCCAGCACGGACAAUCUGGAUGUUUAGGAUUAUGCUGGAAGAGUGUGCCAUUUCUUCCUCGCGGUCACUAUCUGUAUAAUGUUGCUAGUCAUAGAAGUAGCAUUACUUCAGGCAGCUCUGCUGCGGUUUGGGGAAGAAAGGUCCGAACAGCCAGUUGGUUGAAGUUCUUUGAAGGAGUUAUGAGCUGUGCUCCAUUGCCAUUUGGUUAAUCUUUUCCUCGUCAAGGGGAAGAGAAAUGCAGCUCGCGAGAGUGAUAAAUGCAGAAGGCAACCAUUUUCAUCAGCAUUCUCGAGGAAAUAUUUUAACAUCCUCCUCCCUCAUCGCUUUCGGUGACAAUUGGAACCCUUUUGAUGAAUGUUAUAAUAUCAACAUCCUUUGAUCAACAUCCUUUAUUCAAAGAUUCAAACUGUUUGCGGUUGGCCCGUCCCAGAAUCGCUGUCCAUGUUAGUAGUGAAGCAGG